AUGACGGACAUCACAGCGCUAGUGCAUCAACGUGGACAGGCCAAGGCGCAGGUCACGAAGAUUCGGAAGGCGUUGGAAGGUAUGGCAGGAGCUGGGUCCACUGCUCCGAGUACGGCGAUGCUGGCUGUGUAUUCGAAGAAGCUGGACCGCUUCUACAGUGAGUACCGUGAGUAUCACAACCAGAUUGUUGCGGUCAUUCCCGAUGACCACCUGAACGAGCAAAUCGAAGCGUACGAUUUGUUCGAGACGCAGCACACUGAAACGUGUGUGCUGCUGGAGACGAUUGUGCAAUCCAUCAGCGAUGUGGCACAACCUAGAGCACAAGCGAAUACGCAGCAGCAGCCAGACCCUCCUCGUAUAAUUGUGCAGCAACAGCCGUUGAAGGCACCGAUUCCCCCCUUCGACGGGAAGCCGGAAAACUGGCCACGCUUCAAGGCCAUGUUUUUGGAUGUCAUGCGCACAUCAGCCGACUCAGACGCAAUCAAGCUCUAUCAUUUGGACAGAGCUCUGGUCGGCACAGCUGCUGGGAUAAUCGAUUCUCGCACGUUGAGCCAGAACGAUUACAAGCACGCGUGGAAGAUACUGGAGGACAGAUACGAGGACAAGCGGGUCAUAGUAGACGUCCACAUCAACGGCCUGCUGGCACUUCCAAAGGUGCAUCGAGAGAACGCCAAGGAACUCAGAGCGCUUAUUGACGAGGAGCUACCGGAGUAUGAAGACACCAUCGAGUUUCUGAAGAAACGAUGCGCUGUGCUGGAACGUGUGGAAGCAUCGUUGGCCAAGCAAGCUUCUACAUCGAAGACAUCGGUUGCUGCGAAGAAUCCGGGACACCAACCGAAGAACGCAACAUCGAAGACGUAUGCUGUUACGACCAAGGACCGGACGUGUGAGCUGUGUGGGACCGGAAACCAUCCGGUCUACAAGUGCGAAGCCUUCAGGGAGAUGACCGUCGCUCAUCGCCAGGCCAAGUCCGCUCCAACGGUUUCGUGUUCGAUGAAGCAGAUGCCUCGUGUUUGUAACAGUUUGCUCAUGACAGCGAGGGUUCAAGUGAAAGAUGUGAAUGGGAAUCUGAAGUCUUGUCGUGCCCUUUUGGAUUGUGGUUCUCAGGCACAUCUUGUGUCGAAACGUUUUGUGGAAUCGUUGAGUCUGCCGUGUUUUUCCACCAAGGUUGAUGUUGUAGGUGCCAAUGGUCAGCAGUCCUCCAUCUCGGAAAUGGUUAAUCUUGAAUUGCGUUCGUGUUAUUCUGACUUCCGCGGUCAGUUGCAGUGCCUGGUUGCAGAUCCAGAGUUCUACAAGCCAGGUGACGUUGAUUUGCUUAUUGGAGUUCAAUUGUUUUUUGCGCUUCUGAUGCCGGGACAGUUUAAGAUAGCUGAGAAUCUUCCUGUUCUUCAAGAGACUCGUUUGGGAUGGGUCGUUGCCGGUUCCAUUGACGAUGUUGGUUCUCCACGCGUUGAGCAGCAUUGCUACACGACUAGUCUUCAAAAUCUUUCUGAAACGAUGGAAAAGUUUUGGUCAGUUGAAUCAGUGGAUUCAUGUGAACUUCUCACCGGAGAAGAGCAGUUGUGCGAAGAGAUUUUCUGUUCCACCACUCGUCGCGAUCAGAGUGGUCGCUAUAUCGUUCAGUUGCCCCUGAAAGAGUCGGUUUUCCAGAUGGAAAGCAACCGAUCUAUCGCCCUACGUCGUUUCUUUAUGAUGGAACAGCGGUUCCAGAAAGACCCUGAAUUGAAAAAGCUUUAUGUUGAGUUCAUUAACGAAUACAAGACCCUCAACCACUGUGAACCAAUCGAUGAAUCACAGGAUCCUCCUAAUCUUGUGAAGUACUACCUUCCUCACCAUGCGGUGUUGAAACCGAGCAGCUCUUCAACGAAGUUGAGAGUUGUGUUUGAUGCUUCGUCGAAGGCAAAGGGGCCUUCUUUGAAUGACUGUUUGAUGAUUGGUCCAGUGGUUCAAAACGAUCUCUUUUCCAUAAUCCUACGUUUUCGCAAACAUCGUUAUGUGUUCUCCGCCGACAUCAGUAAGAUGUACCGCCAAAUUCAAGUAGACCGUAUCCACACACCAUUGCUUCGAAUUUUCUGGAGAGAAAAUCCUACCGAUCCGUUGCAGGUUCUUGAAUUAACGACGGUUACCUACGGCACAUCUGCUGCGCCAUUCUUGGCCACAAGAUCGCUUCAACAGCUUGCUUUCGAUGAAAGUACUCGCUAUCCGUUUGCCGCUCAGAUUGUUCUUGAGGAUUUUUAUGUUGAUGAUGCCCUGACCGGUGCUGAAACAGUUGAAGAGGCUAUUCAACGUCGUGUAGAGCUUACAGAAAUCCUCAGCUGUGGAGGAUUUCCGAUCCACAAAUGGUGUUCUAAUGAACCAGCCAUUCUAGAGACCGUUCCAGAGAAGGAUAGGGAACAGUUUCUGUCGUUCGAAGAUUCAGACAUCAAUCAGGCUAUCAAAACGCUAGGCCUGCUUUGGGAUCCAGCAGAGGAUGUUUAUCGCUUUCGUUUGGAUCUCCCUAGUCUCGGUGACUGUUCACCGACUAAACGAAACGUCCUGUCGCAAAUUGCGAAAAUCUUUGACCCUCUGGGUCUAAUUUCGCCUGUUGUUGUUUUCGCGAAGAUCAUUAUGCAGCAAAUUUGGAUGAGCAAGCUGAAGUGGGAUGAUGUUUUGGAUGGUAAGUUGCUGCAAGCAUGGAUUGUGUUUCGGGACACUUUGAAUCACAUACACGAGAUCAAGAUCCCACGGUUUUUCGGUGCAGUUAAUCCUGUUCGUUAUGAGAUUCAUGGAUUUGCGGAUGCGUCCAGUGUAGCGUAUGGAGCGUGUCUGUACAUUCGCGUGAUCACUCAGGAUGGAGUGAAGGUGUCGCUUGUUUGCAGCAAGUCGAAGGUUGUUCCAAUCAAAGGAUUGACAAUCCCUCGGUCUGAGCUUUGCGCUGCCUUGUUGCUCGUUCGAUUGUUUUUGAAGGUGUAUCCGGCUGUAAAAAUGGAGUUUGAAUCUGUGCAUUUCUGGUCGGACAGUCAAAUUGUAUUAGCGUGGUUGCGGAAACCUCUACCGCAACUCAAUCUGUUCGUUCGCAAUCGAGUAUCAGAGAUCGUCGAAGGUUCGUCUGGUGCCGAUUGGAAUUACGUCAAAUCUGCCGAAAACCCGGCUGACGUUGUUAGUCGUGGUCAACCUCCUCAGUUGCUUGUGUCGAAUGAACUCUGGUGGCAUGGGCCACAGUUCUUGCGUAGUCGUACCUACCGAGUUGAUGAACCCGUGCUUAUUUCCGAUGAUGAACUUCCGGAAUGGAGUCCAGUUACCAAUACCUCUGCGGUGUCUGUGCCGGAGCCUCUCCCAGUGAUGACGGCCUUCGGUUCUUUUCGAAAAUUACAGCGUGUGAUAGCGUAUGUGCGAAGGUUUGUAAGGAAUGCGAGAUCCGCUAAAUCGCAGCGAAUCACGUCGCGAUAUCUAACCGUACAGGAAAUGCGUGAGUCGAUGAAUGUGAUUGUGAAAUACAUCCAGAGAAGCGAGUUUGCAGAUGAGAUCGGUCGUCUUGAAUUGAAAUAA
Molecule: messenger RNA, 3528 nt
Organism: Aedes albopictus (Asian tiger mosquito)
Lineage: Eukaryota; Metazoa; Arthropoda; Insecta; Diptera; Culicidae
Exons: 4
Coding region: 1-3528 (1175 amino acids)
Source: RefSeq, a predicted model, not a curated record